Molecule: messenger RNA, 4185 nt
Organism: Orcinus orca (killer whale)
Lineage: Eukaryota; Metazoa; Chordata; Mammalia; Artiodactyla; Delphinidae
Gene: DHRS7
Product: dehydrogenase/reductase 7
Exons: 7
Coding region: 234-1250 (338 amino acids)
Molecular function (GO): oxidoreductase activity
Source: RefSeq, a predicted model, not a curated record
CCCAACGCGCGCAGCCGAGGGGCGGCUCCCGGCCGGCGGGGAGCCGGUCUGGGAGCACCUGACCACUCCUCCCUUCUGCCGGCUCUCUGGGCGGGCCCGGGCCGGGGGCGGGCGCGGCGGCGGCGGAGGCGGCGGCGCUGAGGCACGACCGCUGCCGCGCGGCUUAAGACUAGGGCGGUGGCUCUGUUGGUCUGUCGGCCUUCGUCCUACGUAGCAGGGCGCGCGCGGCCGCGAUGAGCUGGAACCUGCUGCUCUGGCUGCUGGCGCUGUGCGCGCUGCUCGCUCUCGUGGUGCAGCUGCUACGCUUCCUGCGGGCCGACGGCGACCUGACCCUGCUGUGGGCCGAGUGGCAGGGGCGACGCCCAGAAUGGGAGCUGACUGAUAUGGUGGUGUGGGUGACUGGAGCAUCAAGUGGGAUUGGUGAAGAGCUGGCUUACCAGCUGUCCAAACUAGGAGUUUCUCUUGUGCUGUCAUCCAGAAGAGUGCAUGAGCUGGAAAGGGUGAAAAGAAGAUGCCUUGAGAACGGCAAUUUGAAAGGAAAAGAUAUACUCAUUUUGCCCCUUGACCUGACUAACAGAAGUUCCCAUGAAAUGGCUACCAAAGCGGUUCUCCAGGAGUUUGGCAAAAUUGACAUUCUGGUCAACAAUGGUGGAGUAUCCCAGCGUUCUUUGUGUGUGGACACCAGCCUGGACGUCUACAAGGAGCUAAUAGAGGUUAACUACUUAGGGACGGUGUCCUUGACAAAGUGUGUUCUGCCUCACAUGAUUGAGAGGAAGCAAGGAAAAAUUGUUACUGUGACUAGCCUCCUGGGUGUUAUAUCUGCACCCCUUUCUGCUGGAUAUUGUGCCAGCAAACAUGCUCUUCAGGGGUUUUUUAAUACCCUCCGAAUUGAACUUGCUACAUACCCAGGUAUAAUAGUUUCUAACAUUUGCCCAGGACCUGUGCAAUCAAAUAUUGUGAAGAAUGCCCUAACUGAAGAAGUCACCAAGACUACAGGCAGCAAUGCAGAUCAGUCCCACAAGAUGGCAGCCAGUCGUUGUGUGCAGCUGAUGUUAAUCAGCAUGGCCAAUGAUUUGAAGGAAGUUUGGAUCGCAGAUCAGCCUUUUUUGUUAAUGGCAUAUUUGUGGCAGUAUAUGCCAACCUGGGCCUGGUGGAUAACCGACAAAUUAGGGAAGAAAAGGAUUGAGAACUUUAAGAAUGGUGUGUUCAAACACCUUAAGACACUAGUAACUGGUAGUCCUACCGGAUAAGUCGUUCUUCACAAGCCGUAUAUACAGUUGAAAAGAAAUGCAUGAGGAGCCAGAUCUACAGAAUGGCCUCUAACAGUCAUAAUCAGAUUACCUUAAUGUUGCUGAUCCUGUGAGUAUUCACAUGAUGAAUGGGAUGACCUUUUCCUUUCAAACAUAUCAAAAGGAUACUUGGAAAAAAAAAGAUUUUUUUGGAAGAGAUUUUAUUGAAAAUUUUUAAGGUUUCUGAAUUGAAGUAUAUGAAAAGAAAAUGAAUAGAUUACAUGGAAACAGACCGUGUUAAAUAUUAAAAUAAAAUAGCACAAAGUUUGAAAAUACUAUAAAAUUUAAUAUUUCAAAUAAAUAUAUAUACAUUAUGUAACCUUCAGUAGGAUCCAUUAUCUUGACUUAAAAACACUGAUAUGUGUAUCUUUUAAGCAUGUAAAAAUUACAUAGUUGUUGACUAAGGCCAGUCACUUAUACAUUUAAGAAAGCAUUAAAAAAUUCAUUAUAUUAUCUUACACAAAUGUUUUAUAUUUACCAAAGCCUAUCACACUCAAUAGGGCACAAAUAUUGGCCAACUAAUUUUAACUUUUAUGUUAGACAUAAAGUUCUUGUUUUAAACCACUAAGAUACCUAAGAGAAUCAACUUUAUAGAGCUUAGCUUUUCUUAGGCAUCUGACUUGUGGGAGGAGAGAGAGAGAGAAGUCCAGUGAAGUUAUGAGGAAUCAUAUUGUUAAUUUUCUAGACAUCUCAUUUGCUCACAAUACAAGUUAAAAUGGGUUCUAAAACAAAUGUAUAUGGAGAGGUUUUGAAGAAUAAAUUGGAUAUCCCAGGGGAGGAUCAGCCGCUUGUACUGUAAGGUUUCUUAAAAGUAGUGGAUGAGCUUGUAUACUAUAACGUUCCUCAUCAUCAUUGGUGGCAUAAAGCAAUUCCCAUGAAAGAUUGGCCCACUGACCUCUAACAGCUUCAGCAUUUAACUUCCCAACUUGGAUCAAUAAUUCUUGAAGGGUAAGUACUCUCCCAGUGUAAACUCCCUGUAAAGAAUAAACGAGGUGGGAGGGAAAGCAAAAGAAAAGAGAUUAUAUUCAGGCCUUUAUUUAUAAAAUUAGAGAAAAAUUCCAUUGUAGUUAUUAGGCAAACUUAAACAGAAAGUAGUGUAUCAAAAUGUACACGAGUUGCUUGUCUUCAGAAUCAAGAAUCACAUCUAUCUGAUUGCUCUCCAAAUAAGUGCAAGAGAAAAAAAUUUCCUAAUAGCCACUGCACUCACUUCUCUUUACUUUCCUCUCUAUUCCCUCAUCUCAUCUGGCCUCAGCAAUGCAUAAGUCAUAAAUACUAGUCAGUGAACAAUCAUCCAAUAGGCUCUUUUCAAAAGCGGCUUUAUUGAGAUAUAAUUCACAUUCCAUAUAAUUUACUGAUGUGAAAUAUAUAAUUCAAUGACUUUUUAGUAUGUUCAGAUACGUACAACUAUCUCCACAACUGCAGAAUAUUUUCAUGACCUCAAAAAGAAACCUUGUACUCUUUAGCUAUUAUCCUCCUAUCUCUUAAUUUCCCCAGUCAUUAGCAACCACUAAUAUAUUUUCUAAUCUAAUGUAUUGAUUUGCCUCGUCUUGGAAAUUUUACAUGAAUGGAAUCGUGUUUUUUUGUGACUGGCUUUAAUUCAGCAUGUUUUCAAGGUUGAUUCAUGUUGUAGCAUGUAUCAAGUAAAUUCACUCCUUUUUAUGGCCAAAUAAUAUUCCAUUGAAUGAAUAUACCACUAUUUGUUUAUUCAUUCAUCACUUGAUGGACAGUUGGGUGUGUCCAUCUUUCAGCAAUUAUGAAUAAUGCUGCUAUAUUUGAAUUUUCAUGUGCAUUUAUGUUUUCAUUUAUCUUGGGUAUAUAGGAGUGGAAUUACUGGAUCAUAUGGUAACUCUAUGUCUAGUUGAGAAAAUGCCAGAAUGUUUUCCAAAGUGGUAGUACCAUUUUACAUUUCUGCCAGCACUGUAUCAGAGUUCCAAUUUCUCCAUAUCCUCACCAACGCUUAUUAUCUAACUUUUUGAUUUUAGACAUCCUACUAUGAAGUGAUGUCAUUGUGGUUUUGACUUGCAUUUUGCUGAUGAUGAAUGAUGUUGAGCAUCUUUUCAUGUGCUUAUUGUUCCAUUUGAAUAUUUCCUUUGAAGAAAUGUCUAUACAAUCCUUUGUUAUUUUUAAAUUGGGUUAAGUUAUGCUAUUUAUGGUCUAGCCCUCUAGUAUAUUUUUCACUUAGUUCUUUUUUAUAAUUUCUAUCUCUAUUGAUAUUCUUUCUCUAUUUGAUGUGAGAUUGUCAUCAUACCUUCCUUUACCUCCCUUUUUAAAUUGAAAUAUAAUUGACAUAUUAGUUUCAGGUGUACAAUAUGAUUCAAUAUUUGGAUAUAUUGUGAAAUAAUCACAAUAAGUCUAAUUAACAUCCGUCACUUCUUGAGACGAGAACUUUUAUGAUCUACUCUCUUAGCAAUAUAACAAUAUACAAUCAGUAUUAUUAACCACACUGUGCAUUGCAUCCCCAGGUCUUAUUUAUUUUGUAACUGGAAGUUUGUACCUUUACCAAUUGCAACCACUCCCACCCUCUGGCAACCACCAAUCUUUUCUCUGUGUCUGUGAGUUUGGUUUUUUUCUUUUUAAUUUUUUAGAUCCCACAGAUAAGUGAGAUCAAAUGAUAUUUAUCUUUGUCUGACUUAUUUCACUUAGCAUAAUACCCCUAAGGUUUAUCCAUUUUGUCACAAAUGGCAAGAUUUCCAUUUUUAUGGAUGAAUAAUAUUCCUGUGUGUGUGUGUGUGUGUGUGUGUAUUUUCUUUAUCCAUACAUCUGUAGGUAUACAGGUUAUUUCCAUGACUUCGCUAUUAAAAAUAAUGCUGCAUUGAGCAUGGGGGUACAGGUAUGGUUCUGAAUUAGUAUUUUCAUUUCCUUUGAAUAAACAUUAAAAAUUGAAAUUGCUGGAUCA